Molecule: messenger RNA, 1138 nt
Organism: Emericellopsis atlantica
Lineage: Eukaryota; Fungi; Ascomycota; Sordariomycetes; Hypocreales; Bionectriaceae
Exons: 1
Coding region: 418-867 (149 amino acids)
Source: RefSeq, a predicted model, not a curated record
GCCCUUUUGAAGAGUCCCUCCACACCAGUUCUACUAAUAUGCGUGUAACUACCCAGCGAGCUGCCCGUGCUGCAAGCCAGCUCACUUGCAUACGCAACAACCAACGCCCAUUCGCCGAGCUGCCAUGUAGAUGCAGCCCUGCCGGUCGCAUUCACGACCACAUAUGCACACCAUCUUCGAGGCCUCUGGCCGUUUGGCCAGCCCGCAUGAGAGUCAGAUGACGGGGUCGCCGCCUUGCCUUGUCUGCCUUGUCGAGGGUUUGUACUACCUCGAUGCCUCAAGGGGGGAGGGAGGGAGCAGGCUCGCCCAUAAGUCUCGGGGGUGGUCUCCUUCAGCCCUGUCAGCGGCUGCUCAUACACACUGUCUCACUUUUUCCCAUUCUUUCUUCAUCGUCGCAAGUGGGAGAUUCGAAACAAAAUGGCCGUGGUUCCCGCUCCUGUCGUCUUGCGAAUCCGCGGUACGUCGGAUGGCCUGACAGAUCGCGACGCCGCCGCGAUUGCUGGCUCUGUCGUCGGCAGUAUCAUUGCCAUCCUCCUCAUGAUAUUCUGCUGCAUCAAGUGGACGCGCUACCAGAGCGAGAUACGCAGGGUCAAUCGAAGACGGCACCGCUCCUCGUCCGCAUUCACCUCUUCUUCUUCUUCUUCGUCGUCGUCAACGUCCAGUGAGGACCGCGAACGGCCCAUCCGCGGCGUGCCUGUGCGACCGCCACCGCGGGCUGCAAGACCUCCGCCCGUGCGUGUGAGCCAGAGUGUCAGGGAGAGCGUGAGGGUUUCGGAGAGGAUACCGGGGGGACCGCGGUACCCGACGUACAAGGCGAUUCCGAUUCCGAAUCCGAGAAACAAUCCAAAGGUGAAGCAUAAGGCUUGAGAGGGGAUGCGGAGAGCUGGACUUUUUGUUAUGUGGAACGAAUAAUGAUUACGAUAUAUACGGGGCAAUUGGAGGGAUAUGUCCGUUGUUGUAUACGAAGGCUUGGGAGCAUUGAAGUGGUCGCAACACUUCGGGAUAUUAGUGCUAUACGAAAGGACGAUCAGCGGAAGGUCCUUGAGAUGUUUUGGAAAGAUCAAGCAGUCUAAUGAUGGAAACACAAGGGGCUCAGGUUGAUUUACAUAUGGAGGUCUCACAAGGACUGUAUCUCACA